Artibeus jamaicensis (Jamaican fruit-eating bat) is the source of this 972-nucleotide messenger RNA. Its product is annotated as glyceraldehyde-3-phosphate dehydrogenase-like. NCBI's taxonomy places the organism in Eukaryota, Metazoa, Chordata, Mammalia, Chiroptera, Phyllostomidae. Gene Ontology annotation, molecular function: NAD binding; oxidoreductase activity, acting on the aldehyde or oxo group of donors, NAD or NADP as acceptor. The record is from RefSeq and is a predicted model, not a curated record.
AUGGUCAAGGUCCAAGUGAAUGGAUUUGGUCAUAUUGGGCACCUGGUCAUUAGGGCUGCUUUUAACUCUGGCAAAGUGAAUAUUGUCACCAUCAUUAACCUCAAAUACAUUGUCUACAUGUUCCAGUGUGAUUCUACUCAUGGCAAGUUGAAAGGCACAGUCAAAGCUGAGAAAGAAAAAUUUGUCAUCAAUGGAAAGUCCAUUUCCAUUUUCCAGGAGCAAGACCCCACCGACAUCAAAAGGGAUGAUGCUGAUGCCGAAUAUGUUAUGAAGUCCACUAGUGUCUUCACCAUAUUGAAGAAGGUUGGGGUACACAAGAAGGGUGAAGACAAGGGGGUCACCAUCUCUUCCCCUUCUGCGGAUGCCUCCAUGUUUGUGAUGGGUGUAAUCCAUGACAAAUAUAACAACUCCCUGAAGAUUAUCAGCAAUGCCUCCUUCACCACCAUGGACAGGGUUAUCUGUGACAACUUUGGCAUUAUAGAGGGACUUAUGACUACAGUCCAUGCCAUCACUGCCAUCCAGAAGGCCGAGGUGUCCUCUCUGGGAAACUGGCAUGAUGGCCAAGGAGCUGCCCAGAACAUCACCCCUGCUUCCAUUGCUGCUGUCAAGGCUGUGGGUGAGGUCAUCCCUGAGUUGAAAGGGACACUCGUUGGCAUGACCUUCUGUGUCCCCACCCCUAAUGUGUUAGCUGUAGAUCUGACCUGCCUCCUGGACAAAGCUGCCAAAUACAAUGAAAUUGAGAAGGCAGCAGAGCAGAAAUCAGAGAGCCCCCUCAAGGGCAUCCUGGGCUAUAGUGAGGGCAAGGUUGUCUCCUGCAACUUUAACAAUGACGCCCACUCCUCUACUCUUGAUGCUGGAGCUGACACUGUCCUCAAUAACCACUUUGUCAAAUUUACUUACUGGUAUGACAACGAAUUUGGCUACAGCAACAGGGGGGUGGAACUUAUGGUCCACAUGGCCUCCAAGGAGUAA